GCUCCGCGUGCGCCGGGCGGCGCUGCGGGACGCAGUCACCGAGCAGAGGUUCCUGCAGCCGGAGCCCCCUCGGACCCAGCGGCAAAUGAAAUCACUUCAUUGCAGCGAUGGGGCGAACGAGCGCUCGGCGGCACCGGGAGCCGGUUCCGGCGUCCACCGGUCGCUAGUGGUUAUUUGGCUUUUCCGUGCUCCCAAUGUGAUUAACGAUGCCCUAAGAACAAAGCAGCCGGGUAGUGUUUCCACUUAAUGCCAUAAUUCAGCUCCACGACAGGACAGCAGAAAUUCACAGACAGGAAAAUUAGAUGUUGCCAAAUGACCCUCCCACAGAUAAAUGGCUUUAAAGAAAAUCCUCAACAGGCUCUGCCUCUGAAAACAUAUUUUCAUUCAAGUGAAAGGCGGAUGCUAUGGAAACUGCUGCUCAGCCUUGCGCCUGCACCGGCUUAGUCUGAGGCAAAGAAAUGACAAAGGGCUGUGCCAGGGCACAGUGGCGGGGCUCUAAGUGGCUGCUUCCCCAAGCUCGCAAGCAUUCGGUAUUUUCCUUUAUUUGGUUUUGCAAAACCCUGGCUGAGUGCAGUCCCCUGCUGCGGCUCCUUCCCCAUAUGGACACCAUUUGUCUUUUGUUUACUCCAGCAGCUGCAACGUGUGCUCUCCCCAAAACCCUCAUCCUCUGUGUUUAUAGAUAAAUUAUACCACACACGAUAGCAUCAUCAAGUAGCUGCAUCCUGCUGGUUCCAGAGCCCGCGUAGACUGAUCACUUCAGACCCGCCCGUGCGCUUUCACCACAGUCUCUGCCCAUGGAGGGGACAUUUCCCCAGGAAGCUGCUUAUUCCACCUGGUCACCAACACCUACCUCAGCUCAACGUCCCUUGCUGCAUGGGGCAGAAGGAAGAUUUAAGUCUGCAAGUUCCAGCUGGCAUCAGUAUGGGGAAGAUCCACCGUAGCUUCAUGGGGAAGAUCCACCGUAGCUUCAUGGGGAAGAUCCACCGUAGCUUCAUGGGGAAGAUCCACCGUAGCUUCAUGGGGAAGAUCCACCGUAGCUUCAUGGGGAAGAUCCACCGUAGCUUCAUGGGGAAGAUCCACCGUAGCUUCAUGGGGAAGAUCCACCGUAGCUUCAUGGGGAAGAUCCACCGUAGCUUCAUGGGGAAGAUCCACCGUAGCUUCAUGAGAAAGAUCCACCGUAGCUUCAUGGGGAAGAUCCACCGUAGCUUCAUGGGGAAGAUCCACCGUAGCUUCAUGGGGAAGAUCCACCGUAGCUUCAUGGGGAAGAUCCACCGUAGCUUCAUGGGGAAGAUCCACCGUAGCUUCAUGGGGAAGAUCCACCGUAGCUUCAUGGGGAAGAUCCACCGUAGCUUCAUGGGGAAGAUCCACCAUAACUUCAUGGGGAAGAUCCAUCGUAGCUUCAUGAGGAAGAUCCAUCGUAGCUUCAUGGGGAAGAUCCACCGUAGCUUCAUGGGGAAGAUCCACCGUAGCUUCAUGGGGAAGAUCCACCGUAGCUUCAGCGCUCGGUUCUCCCCAUGCAGGUUUGGGACUGGGCAACCCCUGAAGGUCCUUCCCACCCUGCGUGUCCUUUUGCUGAUGACUAACAACAGCGAGCAAACACUGCUGCUCCCACCACCUGCUAGGAAAAGGAAAAGCAAUUUCCAAUCAUUAUUUGUAACACGAACCUACGUUCUGCCGCACAAAGAGCGGGGUGCUCCGGGCGCCCCCUCGCUCGCGCAGGGACGCUGAGCACAGCCGCCACACGUCGGUCACGCUGCGUGGUUCUGCAGCCACAGAACACACAUUUCCACAUGAAUUCUUCGCUUCUCAGACACAGGCCAGAGGAACAGCCCAGCAACGGGGAGCAGCGUGCUAACAAAUUCCUUCCCAACACCAUCCUACACCAAGAGACUGAAGUACUGAGACAACUCAUGCUUUAAUAGACACUGAAAUCACAAAGGAAGAAGGCCAAAUGCCUUAGCAAUUUCAAUAAAAAUAUGAAAAUCUUUUUACAUGGUAAAUUUCAUAAUAUAAAAAGUUUAAUGCUGUCUGGAAACAGAGUUUUAAUUUACAAAGAAAGUCCAUAUAGGCCAAACAUGGCUAACACUGCGUACAAGGAGAGCAAGUGCUUAAAGAGCUGCUGCUUGGAAGAGUCUUUGCUGACAGUGCUUUGAGUUACCACCCAACGCUCUUGGGAAGGAGUUCUGCAACCGAGGGGCCACGUUUUCCACGCGCAUUUGCAGCCUUUCUGGACAGCACGGCAAUGCAAUGAACCCGAAACUGCUCAAACCCAUUAUUACCACCUCGCCUGAAACUGCCAGUGUUUCUUAACAGAUUCACAGAUACUUCUGUGCACCCGCAUCUAUUCUGCAACUUGAAAGAGAUGGUCACAGAACAGGUCUGACCUAAUGAAAGGAAAUAUGGCCCAGAGUGAUAUAUGAGGGUGUAGCACCCCUUCAAUGCUUUUUCCUGCUUUAAGGAAGGUAUGAUUAAAAAGAAGGAAAAUCAGUACCAGGCCAGAGUGCAGGCUAACCAACAAAAUCAAAUUAAACUAGAUUUUGAUCAGAGAGAUUGUUUACUGUUCCCAUUUAGUUGGAGCUAAAGACAGUCAAUAAAAGGUCUGUAAUCUCACACGGUAAAACGAACUGGGCAAAACCAAACUAAAAUAUGUUCUGUGGUCUUGGGGAAUUGUUGCAUGUGGCAGGCUUAAUGUGAAAGUGGAUAAUACCUAAUUCUUAUUGCUCACUGUAUUAAGCAGUGUUGUCACUUGUACCAUGCACAAAUACAACAACGACAAAUGCAUUUAAACUCCACAGAAGGAAUUCUAAUAUCAAA
Molecule: messenger RNA, 2814 nt
Organism: Columba livia (rock pigeon)
Lineage: Eukaryota; Metazoa; Chordata; Aves; Columbiformes; Columbidae
Product: protein PRQFV-amide-like
Exons: 2
Coding region: 874-1728 (284 amino acids)
Source: RefSeq, a predicted model, not a curated record